Molecule: messenger RNA, 2072 nt
Organism: Salmo salar (Atlantic salmon)
Lineage: Eukaryota; Metazoa; Chordata; Actinopteri; Salmoniformes; Salmonidae
Source: RefSeq, a predicted model, not a curated record
GAAUAGCCCUCCUGGCUCCGAAAUUGGAAAUGUCCAGUGCUGUCUGAUGACAGCGACUUUUAUAUCUUUGACAUCGUGGAAGGAUGUCUGCCCAUCUCUCAUUUUCAGUGGCAGGAGACGUCUGUGAGUCAACGAUAUAUCAAGUGCAAGCGCUACACCACAACAAGAUUCUCCCAACACUUUAACAUCAACAAACAGCUCCUCCCAGUCUUCGCUGUUAUGGUAGGAAAUGACAAUGUCUAUUUUGGCAUCACGUGGGAGGACAAUGAAGACAAGCCGCGUGUGGGAAGCAAAGUAAGACAAGCCGAAGAGAGAUUUCCUACCUUGGAACGCAUCCUGAAAUGGCUGGCCAGCGUCCAGGAGAAAAAGAAGGCCUUGGAGUUAAUGCCCAGUCUUAUUGGAGACAAGAAUGCUGACGUCGUCUCUAGGGGCAUGAUAGACUAUGAUAUUCCAGAGACUCUACCCAGUUACCUGGAGGGGUUCUUCAGCAAUGACGUGGCGCCUGGCCUCGACUGUCUCCCAACGCCUCUGAGGGUCCUGCCAGAUUGGACCCUGCUGCUGUUGAUGAAGGGUAAGCUUCCCUCCCGCAUUGUGAACGUGCUGCUGCAUAAGAGGGUGAUGCAGAGUGCUCAAGUGGAAAAUCACGCCUUGGUCAGUGGGAACACCACCUCUCAGUUCAUACGGCAGGUACUCUAUGGGCUGCUGCUGCUUGGGAGCUCCCCAGUGAAGGAGCAUGACAGGAAAGGCAAGAACCUCAGAACCGAUGGGAGGAAGGCGGACCCGAGCAGUCAAAAGGUCUCAGAGGUGAAAGAGUAUGACAGGGAAGGCACGGAGCUGACAUACAGAAUGGUUAAAGCCAUCCUGCCCAGUGCUGCACAACACCUGCAGCUAGACACGCUGGAUAAGGCUCCACAUUCAGUGCGGCUUGAGGUGUUUUUGGAAACCCUUCGGUGUGUCCCAGUCCACUUUGAAUGGUAUCCCACCUCAUCUGGAACUUCCUGUGGCUGUUACCUACUACUGGCUGAGGCACGCCCAUCCCCAACCAGACCGUCCUCUCCUGCAGGCCCUGCUACUAGGACUGGUCUAUGGAGAGUUCUGCAGAGAGAGGAAGUGCCAGGGAGUGGAGGCCGAGGGACCCGUGUUGGAGAGGCUGAGAGAGCUGACUCAGAAUCCUGUAGGAGCUGAUUUAAACCUGGGUGUGGCCCACGCCUAUAGCCAAUGGCAGUGCUGCCUGAGGGAGGGCCUUAACCUGAACCAACUGCUGUGCUUCCCUCUAACUGAGCCUCAGUGUGCCUGGCUGUACAGGGGCACUCUGGUGCACCAGCUUGUGGACCAACUGAGACGGGGGGUGAACCCGGAUUCUCUUCUGAUGGAAGUCCUUUCCUCUAUGGAGCUUUACCAAGUCAUGCUGGAUAACCUGAAGGAUUGUUAUGAAGGUACUGGAAGAAAGGAGGAGGCCAAUGAAGAGGGUUGGACGCAAGUCAGGAGGUAGGAAGAGGUAGGGGUGGGAAUAGGCACCACUACGUACAGUACAAGUCAAAAGUUUGGACACACCUGCUCAUUGAAGGGUUUUUCUUUAUUUUUACUACUUUCUACAUUGUAGAAUAAUAGUGCAGACAUCAAAACAAUGAAAUAACACAUAUGGAAUCAUGUAGUAACCAAUUCUUUUUUAAACAAAUCAAAAUAUAUUUUAUAUUUGCGAUUCUUCAAAGUAGCCACCCUUUGCCUUGAUGACACUAACAAAAUGUCCCCAGUUGGUGUUUUAUUUUGUUUACUAUUGUUGUGGGGACUUCUGGUUCCCAUAAGUAUAGUUAAACACGUUCACACGCAGACACACCGACACACACCACACACACACACCACACACACACACCACACACACACACCACACACACACACCACACACACAGACACACACACAGACACACACCACAUGCACCAGACACACAGUGCAAAAGAAGAGUCAGCUAGCCUCUGCUCUCAUUGCUGCAUGAUGAAAGUGGCCCAAGCCUCUGAGAAGUCUGCUAAUGAUAACGAUGUGGAGGCUCUCUCUCUCUCUCUCUAUCUCCCUC